AUGACACGCGACGAAUGUCGCCAGACGCUUAGGAGACUCGAAUUAGAAGCCUACUCAAAAAUGAUCAGUGUGCUAAGAGCACAAGGGGCAUUGGAAGAGAAUAGAAAAAAGUUGCUUGAGGAGCUCCGCGCGGUUUUACAUAUAAGCAAUGAUCGCCACAGCGCCGAGGCGCGUCGCGUGUCUAAUGACGAGUUAUUAGCAACUAUUGCAGAGCAAUUAGCAGGGCCUAACACUGGGCUAGCAUGGAUCAGCGAAGGUCGGAGAAGAAUACCACUCUUGCCACGUGGUAUCCCGCAAACUGCUUACACAGAAAUAGCAGAUAAAGCUGCCGAGGCAGCUGCUGCUGAAAAUAGAGAGCUUCAGAAGAAAAUAGAAGCUGAAAAACUUGUUGCACCUAAAUCCAAUGAGGAAGAACAUCCAGAAACUGAAGGUCAAACAGCUGAGUGUGGACUAUCAGCAAAUGAGGAAAUUGACGAGUUAUUAUACCCCCCUAUAGCUAUGGAAGAUGAAACAAUAAAAAUGUGGGAAACAGAAUUACUUGGUCGCAAAAGAAAGAUUCCCGAGACUGGUUCAAUACCUGAAGAUGGGACUACUCCAGUCAAGAAUAUGAGAAAUAUACCAGUGAACACAAAUCAAAAGCAUGUGAAUUUAUCACAAAUUUACUCUAAAUUCUCCCAACCAGCAUCAAGUAAAACGUCCGGCCAAUCGAAACACUCGUACAACCAAGUGAGCAAAGUGUCGACGAGCAAAUCGAACCCGAACCCGUCGAGGCAGUCGCAGCACAAGCACAGAGCGCACAAGCAGGGCGCUAGGGGCGCCAAGUCGAGCGCGCAGAGGAAGCCUCAGGAGCUGACGAUGUCGCCGAGCAAGUACAGCGCCGGCUCGAUGCAGGACUACGGCGGGCCGAACUCGUUCCAAGCGAGCUACGCGCAGUCGGUGAUGAGCAAGCAGAAGGCGGACUACGACGAGCCGAGGGCCAAGGUGAUGUCGCCCGGAAUGGUGACGGACUCGCCGCCGAUGCAGCUGAUGACGCAGCCGGCGGCUUUGCCCCACGAGCCGGCGCUCCCCGACGGCGCGCACAUCGACGACCCGGCCAGCCUGCAAGCGCACAGCGGCCCUGUUCCGAAACAACCCGCGAGCGGGAAACCCUGCCAGCUCGUCAUCAAAAAGCGCCACGACUCUGCCGCCGCCGACAGGAAAGUGCAAAUGUCCGAAUUCAAGAUACUGCAGAAGCCCACCGACAGCGUGAAGCUCCUCUCCAACCGGCAACUGGUGGUCGCGCCGAGCUCCGCUCAGAAGGCUCUCAACACGGGCAAGCUCGUCACCACCAAGGUGAUCGGCACCGCCAAGGCCCGCCCACCGAGCGUCCCCGUUGCGGCGGAAACGAUGAUAGUUGUAUCCAAACCGCCCACGGACAACAAAAUCCUAACAAACUCUAAGGUCAUUCUGACCUCCUCAGCCGGUAUGCAUAGUAAGGACAACGCAAUAAUUAGCACAAAUAACGUAUCACCCAAACCCUCCGAAACUCUCACCCCUAAAGGUAUUCCCGCCACGGACUUAAAGGUCUCCGCGAAAACUUUCGUUUUAAAUCCGAAAUCGGGACAGAAAAUGGUCGUGUUGCCCGCCAAGGCUCGAACUAAACCCAUUGGCGAUGGCCAAGUUCCCCUAUUUCAUUUCAAGGGCAUGCCUACGGCGAUGAAACUAGUUCCUGUUAGUUCGCAAUCAGUCAGUCAGGUCACUAAACCGAGCGCCGUUACGGUUGUGUCAAAACCGGCCGUAGUCAAUACAAUACCCUCCAACGCAAAAAUUGUGGGUGUUGAACCCAUCAAAACUGCAAAUCUAGCCGAUAUUAUUCCUGUCAAAGGCCUCGCACCUGUUUCCACCCCGAAAAUUACGAAUCCCAUAAUGCGACCGGUGAGCUCGAAAGGCAGUGUCAUAGUUGUACAGAAAGGUAGCGCGAUAGGUAAAGCGUUGACGUUUACCAAGAACGGUAACGACAUGUCCAAAAUCAUCAUGGGCAAAAAUGUCAAUCAACUUCUGCAAGCCUCGAAGCCCGAUCAGGUGGACGCGGACAAAUGCUCGGGCAACGUAAUAGUGCUCGAACUCAACAACGAACAAACGGGUCGCCCCACAACCAUGUCCGAGAUACUGGACAGCCGCGCCACCACCACGCCGCGUGAACUCCAAAAAAUCUCUCAACAAGAAAUCACACAGGACACACCGGUGCUGUUCGAAAAUCAACUGACCGACGAAACGUGUAAUCCAAAUAGUUUAGACUCCACGGCCGAAAGCAUAGGUGAUAUAGUGCCAAUGGAGACGGACCUUUCUAUGAUACACAAAGACGAAAGCAAGACUUUUGAGAAAAGCGCAGACGCCGUCAAGGACUCCUCGAGCGUCACCGACUGGGAAAUGGAGCUGGAAACAGCGAGAAAAGAUAAAGACGAGGACGAUAAACUGAACUCGUUACACCUAGACCUGGGCAUGUCCAGCGACAGCGAAAGCGAGUACCUGAACGUGGGCCCGCACAAAACAAAAAGCAAACGUUCCGCCCAGGAAAGUAUACAACGGGCGACACCUAGCGGGGUGGGCAACGAUAUGUACAGCGGGACUGGUACUCUGUCCCUUGCCACGAGGACUUUACUCAGUCAGUUGCAGGACGAGGGCUCAUCGAGCAACGACUCGUCGUUUGCGCUAAGGUCGAAAAUGUCGGAGAAAUUGAAAGAGUGCGACAUAAAACUAGACAAAACGGAGACGGAGGCGUUAACGAAGGCGAAGGAGAAGCUAUCGGAGAAAGUGGCAGAGGCGAGGUCGCAGCAAAAGCGGAUAGACGUCUAUAGCACCGCGAUCACGUCAUCAGAAAUAAAUCUCGACUCGUUCUCUUACUUAGACGAGGGAAUGUUGGUUGGCGACGACGUGUUCUCGACGGAAAGCAAGCGCCACGGCCGCCGCGCGGUUCUCGACGAUCAACUUUGUCCAUUGCUUGGCGAGGACUCCGCAAACUCAACAGACUCACAGACUGCAAUUGAAAGUUUGCCACUUAAAAAAAAA
Molecule: messenger RNA, 3048 nt
Organism: Iphiclides podalirius (scarce swallowtail)
Lineage: Eukaryota; Metazoa; Arthropoda; Insecta; Lepidoptera; Papilionidae
Source: the annotation of a GenBank genome assembly